AGUCAUUUCACACACAGAGGGGUAAGAACCAGAAACGUCACUUCCUCUCCAAUGUGUCCACAUUGGUACGUGGUUAAAAACAGCUUGGACGCCACGUACACAUUAUGAAAAGAUAGGUCUUUUUAAGAAAAGUCUUCCCAGGUCGCAGACCCAUCGUCAUUUUAGCGUGUGUCUUUCUGAAUCGCCGAAAGGAGCAGCAUAUUUUUCGUCUGAACAAGGGGUGGAGACAGAAGUUUCCAACUUGAUCUGCAGAGGUUUAGAGAAGCAAACUUGUAACACACUGGAUCUGCUUCUGGCAAGUUAUAGUUUCCCAAGUCGAAGUUUUCUCCGCUUGGUUAACAUGUUUUCUUCGUAAAGGUGACUACAUAAUAGAGUUAAAAUGAGUGAAAACAAUCAGCAACGGGAUGAGUUGCCUGCAUACAUGAAGGAUGAGCCUCCAGCAGAUACCAACAAAGACCAUCCUCAACCCCAGCCUGGCAUAUUCUCCAGGGUGGCCGGUGGUCUGUUCAGUGUCACAAAGGGAGCCGUCGGGGCCACAGUGGGUGGAGUCGCCUGGGUUGGAGGGAAAAGCUUUGAUCUCACGAAAACUGCUGUUACUUCAGUUGCAGCUGUUCCAGCGAUGGGAGUGGGGCUCGUGAAGGGCAGUGUGUCUGCCGUGGCUGGUGGUGUGACCGCUGUCGGCUCCGCCGUCGCCAGUAAAGUCCCCAUUGGCGGAGGCAAGAAGAAGGAUAAGUCUGAUUGAAUCAUGUGGCUCAAAGGUACUUUUGUCAGAAGCGUCUGCACCAUGUCUUCUUAGACUCCAGAGUGAGUUGAUUGUGGAGAUCAUGCUUGUGUUAAGAGCAUAUUUGGACCAUAUCCGUCUGCCUGACCGGACCAACAAGACGACUUUCACAAGCUGGGUCCUCCACGCAAGAACCUUUGUUUUUGUGUUCUAUUGGAAUAUGACAUUAAGUCAAAUUAUGUAUGAAGUAUUAAAUAUCUGACUAGAGUUGGAUACGUGGACCUCUAAAUGUUCCGUUUAUGCUUUACUGAGCACACAAAGACACACACUUGUGCCUCACUGUACACACAAAGAAUCACAUGUUUUAUACACACCUUACAGUGGAGUUGCUCCAAGCCAGUUGUAGGGAUGAAGAUCAAUCAAGUGUUCUUUUAGGUGCUGAGGGGGGAAAUCUCAGACUGUGCGGUGCUCCAUCCAUCUGAUUGAUUGUUUGUGAGAUUACUUGCUUUGUGCCUCUGUGGUCCAUGCUGAACUCCAGCGAUCGCUCUCUGUGUCCCCCUGAAAAACAGAGAAACCACAAUCCCGCACACACACACACAUAUAUAUAUAUAUAUACUCACACAUUAAGGGCUGGUGUGUUUAGAGUUUGCCAAAUAACUCAAAUUACAAUUGUGAGCCAUAAAUCUGAUUGCUGAUAGUACUGCAUUUGAUUUUUUGUUUGUUUGUUUGUUUUAGGGAAACAUGCAUGAUUAUAUCCAUCAAAACGCAAGUCUUUCUGUUUUGAUGACUAUAGCUAUAGUCCAAUACCCAAUGACAUUUUCUUUUCUGUAAGUCAUUCUAUCUGUGCUUUUGCUUCUUUGUUCGGUUUGCUCUUUUAAAUCUUUGAUGUGAAUUUUUUUUGUUUUGUUUUGUUUUAUGGGCCAACAAAGAACCACAUAAGGUGGCAAAGUGUAAUACAGUAUUUUCUUCUGUCAAAUAUUUGUGUUUCCUUUACCAAAGAUUAAGAUUGGAAAAAGAGUUUUUUCUUUUUGUUAAUGUUGAUAUGCAGUAUACUUUAUGGUAUUCAGUGUACUCUCUCUUUUUAGAUAGAUAGUUAUCAAAUAUAUGUUAAUGUUGUGUUGUUUUUUGAUUUGAGACAAUCCAUAUUUCAGUGCAUUAAUGUGAAUUCAAAGGACCUAAAUAAAGAGACAUCACAGUUGCUUCCAAUGUUAA
Messenger RNA from Cyprinus carpio (common carp), 1933 nucleotides. RefSeq names its product transmembrane protein 263-like. The record is from RefSeq and is a predicted model, not a curated record. NCBI's taxonomy places the organism in Eukaryota, Metazoa, Chordata, Actinopteri, Cypriniformes, Cyprinidae.